AUGCUCAGAACGAUUCCAACACUCAAAGCCGCACUUGCUUGCUUUGACAGGAUUGAAAAGUUUUUAGAGUCCCCAUCUCGCAAUUUGCUGUUUGUUCCAUUGCAAGAAUCUCUACAGAGUACUGACCAGAGUGUGAAAAGCACCCAGGGCAAAAUCACCACUACAUUUUCUCAUAAUAACAGCCAACAAAAGCUGGCUACUGCGAAUUUGUCUUCACAUGAGCAGGAGGCCCCUUGCUCCCUAGUCAUCAAGGCUGAAAACCUAGCGUUUGCGUGGACUGCCAAUGGCCCCCAAAUUCUCAAGGAUUCUGGUGUUCUCAGGCAACUGGAGACCACUGUUCUUCUUGUCACAAAUGCUGUGCACCGCCUCCAUUUUGCUGACCAUAUCAUCGCCCUGGAUCCCACUGGGCAUAUCGCGGAACAAGGUACCUUCGGUCAACUCCAGAGUGCAGGAGGAUAUGUGGAAAGUCUGGAGGCGAAGGAUAGAUAUGAGAAGGAUCCCAAUGGAACUGCUGCCAUCGCAAAAGAAUCAUUCAUCUCGCCUCCAAGCAGCGGUGCGGAACAAGCGAAAAAGGCCGAAGAAGAUGAACUCAAUCGGCCCAUUGGUGAAUGGUCUACAUACAAGUAUUUCUUUGCUUCGAUAGGCUGGCCACGGGCCCUUCUUUCACUUUUCUAUAUAAGUAUUUCUGGAGUGGCCGUGAAGCGCACAGAAUUGGUUGUUUCUCUUUGGGCAAAGGCAUUUGCGGCUGAUGGGAAGGAGGUCAACUCGCUCUAUCUCGGAGUAUAUGGGAUGAUGACCGGGAUCGGGGCGAUUUUCUGGAACAUCUCCGUCUAUCACUUUUUUCUUCAUUUGGUUCCGAUUAGUGCGGAAAAGCUGCAUGCCGGGCUUCUUACCCAAGAUAUGUCGGUGAUUGACAAGGAGCUUCCGUUCGCUCUCAUUGACUUGGUGGUCUCGGUAGUUCAAGCGCUAAUGGGCGCGAUAUUGAUGUGUCUGGCAACUGGCUAUUUUGCUCUCACCUUGCCACCCUUGGCUGCCAUCAUGUGGGAAGUAUUACUUGAGAACUUCCAGGCAAGUACGUUUACUGACCUAGAAGCAAAGUCACCACUGUACACACACUUCAUUGAGUCCUUGUCUGGACUGUUCACUAUCAGAGCGUUCGGUUGGUCUGAAGAGUUUGUAGAUCAAGACCUUCGCGCUCUGGAUCACUCCCAGCGGCCUUACUAUCUGUUGUUUUGCAUUCAGCGGUGGCUAUCCAUCGUUUUGGAUGUGAUGAUGGCAAUACUGGCGAAUGUGUUGAUGAUUUUGAUUGUUGAGCUCCGUGAAUCCGUGGGAGCCGAAUACACUAGUUUAGCAUUGCUCAACGUUAUGAGUUUCAACGAGACAUUGCAGGUGCAGUGUCAGUCUAUGCCGGAUCACUGGCCAGAUAAGGGUGGCAUUGUUUUCAAAACAGUGUCUGCUACCAAUUCCAUUGGUGGAACUUUGAUUCUCAAAGACAUAAAUAUGGACAUUAAGCCUGGGGAGAAGAUAGGAGUAUGCGGAAGAACGGGUAGUGGGAACAGCUCUCUCAUCAUGACUCUCCUACGUUUGCUUGAAGUUACCCCCAAGAGUACUAUCCUCAUCGACGGCGUGGACAUAACUGAAAUCUCUAGACAAUCAAUUCGCUCUGGUAUCAAUGCCAUCCCAGAAGACGCUUUCGAGUUGAAGGGAUCAAUCCCCCUCAAUGCCUCACCUUUGAAGAAGCAUAGCGAUGAAGAAAUUAUUGAUGCACUCCGCAAAGUCUACCUUUGGUCGCUUAUCCAGUCUAAAGGGGGCCUUGAUGUUGACUUGGAUGAGGAAAUCUUCUCGCCUGGCCAGAAACAGCUUUUCUGUCUUGCUCGUGCCCUUCUACGCAAGGGAAGAAUCGUUGUCAUGGAUGAGGUAUCUAACAGUAUUGAUAUUGCUACCGAUAAGGUAAUCCAGAAAGUGAUUCGCAAGGAGUUCGAAGGAGCCACGAUCAUUUCGAUCGCACAUCGACAUAACAACAUCAUUGAUUUCGAUCGCAUCGCACUACUCAGUGAUGGGCGAUUGGUGGAAUUCGACGCGCCUCGGGUGUUGUUGAAUAAACCAUCUGCAUUUUUGGACUUGUAUAAUCCGUGA
Messenger RNA from Penicillium odoratum, 2136 nucleotides. RefSeq lists its product as uncharacterized. The transcript has 5 exons. Gene Ontology annotation, molecular function: ABC-type transporter activity; ATP hydrolysis activity; ATP binding. Gene Ontology annotation, biological process: transmembrane transport. Bases 1 to 2136 code for a protein of 711 amino acids. Lineage: Eukaryota; Fungi; Ascomycota; Eurotiomycetes; Eurotiales; Aspergillaceae. The record is from RefSeq and is a predicted model, not a curated record. Gene Ontology annotation, cellular component: membrane.